AUGGUGAGAUUCUUCACUAAUCAAAUAGGAAGUGUUGAUGAGGGUGUCAAGGGUUGUGAUGUAGGGGUUCUAAGAAAGCUACUUAGUUCUUUUGUUUUGCACCCUAUUUUCAAUUAUACUGCUAUUACUUUGGUUCCUAGAAUUCUUAAUCCCAGUAUGGCUAAGGAUUACAGACCGAUUUCUUGUUGUUAUGUUAUUUACAAGAAAGUUUUUGACUUCUUAAGCUGGAGCUUUGUUUUAGGGAUUUUGGAGAGUUUGGGAGUGCCUGCUCAGUUUAGUCAAUGGAUCAUUGUUUGUAUCACUGGUUCUAGGUUUUCCAUUUCAUUUAAUGAGAGUUUGGUUGGGUACUUUAUGGACGAGAGGGGUAUAAGUGUGCUUUCUAAGUUGUUGAAUGUUGUUGCUGCAAAAAAGGUCUUUCAGUUUCAUCCUAAGUGUGGGAUAAUUGGUUUUGAGGUGGGUGUCGAUUGUAUCAUUGAUAAGUUUUAUGAAUUUUCAAGGCUAUGGCUUAAUGCAACUAAAUCUGAACUGUUCUCCUCUAGUAUGAGUGGGACCCAAUUGAAGCUAAUUCAUGAAGCUAUUGAAUUCAAGAUUAGGACUCUACCUGUUAGAUACCUGAGAGUUCCUAUGGUGCCUCAAAAGCUAUCUAAAAAAGAUUGA
Molecule: messenger RNA, 657 nt
Organism: Hibiscus syriacus
Lineage: Eukaryota; Viridiplantae; Streptophyta; Magnoliopsida; Malvales; Malvaceae
Exons: 4
Coding region: 1-657 (218 amino acids)
Source: RefSeq, a predicted model, not a curated record